AUGAAGUUCUUCGCUACCGUUCUCGCCGCUGCCUCCGCAGUUUCUGCUGCCACUCCCGUCUUCGAGGUCCGCGAGUUCUCUGCUGGCUGCAUUCCCCACAGCUCCCAGUGCAGGUACGCUUUCCAGGUUAUCCAGGCCGGUUCCAUGGAGUCUUGGAAGGGUCACCCCGUCCAGUGCACCGCCCUCGUCCAGUCCAACGACGGUCUUCUCCCCAACGUCAAGGAAGCCCAGUGCGACGAGUCUUCUCGAACAUUUGACAUCGUCCGCAGCAAGAAGGGCCUGACCUUCUCCGUCUCCCAGCCAGUCACCCCCAGCAGCAACACAACCGCCAAGCACUCCAUUCCCAACAAGGAGCUCUGGGUGUCCAAGCAGCCCAACGCUGAGGUCCAGGCCUACAAGGGUCCCAAGGCUUUCAAGCUUUACUAA
This is a messenger RNA of Fusarium sp. VM40, 426 nucleotides long. The record is from the annotation of a GenBank genome assembly. NCBI's taxonomy places the organism in Eukaryota, Fungi, Ascomycota, Sordariomycetes, Hypocreales, Nectriaceae.